GUGUUAUUACCGGGUGAUAUCAGGAGCCGCUUAUACCGCUCACCCCGCUAUUUCCUCUCUUGCUGCCCCCCCCCCCCUCUCCCAUACACCACGUGACCUCAGCGGCUGCCGGGACCGCGGGGGAUUAUUUGCGCGCCACAUCUGCAGCCGGGGAAGUGGUUAAUUCUGCGGCUCAUGGAAAAUUCGGAGAAAAGUAAGAAAAUGAAAACUAAACUUAAAAAGAAGGAAUCCAGACACAACAAGACGAGCGACAACCCCAAAUGGGAGACAGAAAACGUAACCCUAUGUGGUGAGGAAGGACAAGACUCAAAUAUAAUCAGCGACUCCUCCAUCAAAUCAAGGAAGAGGACCCCCACAGAGUCCGAUGAGAACCGCCCCCCACGGGGGGAGAAGGCUGCCAGAAAUACUCGUGAGGUACCUGACCCUUCAGGGUCCCCUCAAAAAAAGACUAAAAAGAAAAAAAAGAAGAAGCCCCCCAGUGUCCAGUCAGUGGAAGGUUCUGAUCCGCUCCAUAGAUCCGCUCCGGAGACAAUCAGUAGAAAUGUAAAGACCCCCAAUGACCCGAAAUACAAGACCAAGUCAAAAAGUGAGGAUGGAACCAGUCAAUGGAGAAGACAACCACUGGCCUUCCAUAGAAGCAACGUUCUCAUGAUGACCAGUACCCCAAGGUCUUCCCCAAUCGCUCCCCCCAAGACCAAAAGGGACAAUGGCCAAAUCGAGGACAUGAAUGGCAUCUCUGACCAAAGUCAAGACCUCUUCAUUACGCAGAAGAAGUUUGUGUUGUCCCAUUGUACCUGCGAAGACUCCCCACCCCUCGGCCAGGAGCAACACAACGGCGUACGGGACUGGUUGGGAAACCAACAGCCCCACCAUGGGACCCACCUGCUGUCCCAGCUCUCCUGUCUCAGACACAACAGUGUUGGCCUCUCCAGCAUUGAAAGCAACCAACAAGUAACCUUAAAGGAGAACUCCACUCAGACUGAGGUCAGCUUUACCUACCUGGCCCUGAUGAGCCUCAUGAAGAAAGCCAAAGUGUUGGAGCCAUGCUCAGAGGAGGCCCUAGAUCUGUCUCUACCAUCUCGCAUUCGAGCCAAGAAGGCCGCCUUGAGUCCCGGUAAUGACGUCAUCAUAGUAGAGUCCCAGUCGACCUCCGCGGACUUCAAGGACUCCAGGAAAAACAAUAUUAAAUUCUGCUUCAGUCCCGUGCAAAGGGCAGACGAAACCAAGUUUGUCCAGACGGUCCUGAACACCUCCUAUUUCUUCAAAGGUAAAGGGGAUCCCGGUGAGGCCAGCCCCCCGAUUCCACCAAUACUCAAAAUGAAGGAAAAACCCAAGAAAAAAUGUAGGAGAUCCAAAGUUCACGUCAAAAAAGAAGCCAAAGCCACCUGAGGCCUGGACUAGGAGGGUGUUUUCUUGUUACUAUUAUUAGACUUUAUAGGAAAAGCUUCCAACAAGUUGCAAAUUUUGCCAAAAUGUUACAGUCUGGAGACUUUGAUUUACAGAUAUACAGAGAAAUACGGUUCGGUUUCUAACUAGCAAGUUUGGUUGUUCUUUUGGAUAAUAAGAUGAGAUGUACCUUUUGUUGUGGAUACAAAUAUAUAAUGUCUGCAGCUUCAUAUCAAAUUGACCAUGUUUUUAUAUAUUUAAGAAACAUUAAUAAAAAUAAUGUU
Hyla sarda is the source of this 1670-nucleotide messenger RNA. RefSeq lists its product as uncharacterized. The coding region runs from base 175 to 1389 and encodes 404 amino acids. The record is from RefSeq and is a predicted model, not a curated record. The transcript has 2 exons. Lineage: Eukaryota; Metazoa; Chordata; Amphibia; Anura; Hylidae.